Messenger RNA from Mucor mucedo, 1089 nucleotides. RefSeq lists its product as uncharacterized. Gene Ontology annotation, biological process: ubiquitin-dependent protein catabolic process. Gene Ontology annotation, molecular function: polyubiquitin modification-dependent protein binding. Gene Ontology annotation, cellular component: cytosol. The coding region runs from base 38 to 1027 and encodes 329 amino acids. Lineage: Eukaryota; Fungi; Mucoromycota; Mucoromycetes; Mucorales; Mucoraceae. The transcript is spliced from 2 exons. The record is from RefSeq and is a predicted model, not a curated record.
AUUUAUCUUUCUCUCUCUUAUAAUCACUACUUAUAAAAUGUCGAGUACUAUUAAUGUGAAUAUUAAAUCCUCCAGUGAUAAAAAGUUCAUCAUUGCGAUUGAAACAGACAAGACGGUAUCUGACUUGAAGUCAGCUAUUGCUGAACAGACGCAAGUUCCUGCAGAACGACAACGUCUCAUCUACUCUGGUCGUGUCUUGAAAGACGGCGACACUUUAGCUGAUUGCAAGAUUGCCGACGGCAAUACAGUUCACAUGGUGAAAGGCUCUCAACCUGGUGCUCCUAAGCCAGCAGCAGCAGCAGCAGCAGCGACAACAACAACACCUACUACACCCACCACACCUUCCUCCACAACCACCAAUGCCUCUGACACCACAGCGUUCCCAGGUAUGCCCGAUACACAAAGCAACCCGUUCAGUAUGUUUGGCUCCGGUUUUGGUGCAGGUGGUAUGGGUAACAGUUUUGGUGGUAUGGAUCCCAACAUGACCAACCAAAUGUUGCAGAACCCCAUGUUUGCUCAAUACAUGUCUACUGUACUUCAAAACCCUGCUGUCUUGGACAACAUCAUUCAAACCAACCCUCAAUUGGCUGGUAUGGGUCCCGAGAUUCGUGGUAUGAUGCAGUCACCUGAAUUCAGACAGAUGCUUUCCAAUCCAGACAUGAUUCGUCAAAUGGCUACUAUGGCUUCUGCUGCUGGUGCUGGUGGUGGUAUGAACCCUUUUGCCGCUAUGGGUGGUCAGAAUGAUCAGCAACAACAGCAACAACAACAGAAUCCUUUUGCUAGUUUUGGUAAUCCUGCAGUGGAUCCUCAAUUGCAACAACGUAUGGCUUCUCUCUUUGGUGGUGCUGGUAUGGGAGCACCUGCUGCACCUGCAGAUACACGUUCUCCUGAAGAACGUUUCCAAGUUCAAUUACAACAAUUAAAUGAAAUGGGAUUCUGGGACGCUGCCAAGAAUAUCCGUGCUCUUUUAGCCACUGGUGGUAAUGUGAAUGCAGCGAUUGAAAUGCUCUUUAGCGGCAACCUUUAAAAAAAAAGAAAAAUCCAUCAUCCCCAUCUACUAUGUAUACACACACACACACACACAAAAAA